This is a messenger RNA of Neolamprologus brichardi, 1419 nucleotides long. It is a transcript of the gene tmem253, whose product is annotated as transmembrane protein 253. The record is from RefSeq and is a predicted model, not a curated record. Gene Ontology annotation, cellular component: membrane. NCBI's taxonomy places the organism in Eukaryota, Metazoa, Chordata, Actinopteri, Cichliformes, Cichlidae.
UGACCAAACAAGUUUACUGUGUGGUACAAGAAGUAACUUUGUAGCCGUGAGAAAAGCUGUUCAAUGUCUGUUAUUCUGGUUGGAUGGAUAUUUUCUGUUUAUAUGAAAGCCCGUGGAUGAAUAAACAAGGGCUUUACAACAUCUGGGCAAGAUGAGGCAGAACAUGUUUGAGGAGGGACUGUACCAAGUAUUUUUUAAGGAUACACCCUCACCAUCCCCACAAACUGAGGUCACCAGUAACGGAGAGCUAAGCAAUGCCAGGAUUCAUCGUUGGUUCGGGGCUGUGGUUAAUACUAGACUUUUUGUCAGUGGGGUGAUUCAAAUCCUCAGUGCCGUAGUUUGCAUACUAACCACAAUCACUCACGCAUGUGUGAGCUACAGAUGUGCUGUCUCCAUGACAACACCAGCAUGGUCAAGCAUAUUUUAUGUGGCUGCUGGGUGUCUUGCGAUUGAGGUUCAAAGAAAAGCGAAUAAAUUGAAGAUCAUCGCUCUGAUGGGUGUGAAUGUCUUUAGUCUCGUGUUUGGAUUCUCAGCUUUGCUGGCCAACGGUAUCAGAGCUGCACAAGCCGUCACACUCACUUACCAACAGCGUGCUGGUUCUUAUGUUGCAAGGGCGAGCACCAUAGUGUUCACCGUACAUUGCUUCCUGGCAUCACUCUACAUACUUUUCCUGUCCUGGAGGGGUCUGCGCCGCUACAGUUCUCCCCAUUUUCAGGUUUACAGUCGCGUCUCACAGGAUCCAGAUGAAACCAAUGGGCCUCUCCUGGAACAAGUGGAAUUUAAUAUGUGAAAGAUCUGAAAUCUCAUUGUUUGCAAGCAUAGUUACUGUCAUUAAAAUGUUCGUUUGAUCUAAAUAUAGUAAUGGUGUAAAUCUGUUAAAGGCAGUAACCUAUCCUCCAGACAACCAUUCACCCUCACACUCACACCUCUGGAUUACCUGGAGACAGCUGACAUAGACACAGGCCUCCACAGAGACUUCAGACUGGCUGGUGGAGUCAAACCCAGGGCUCCUCUUAUUGUCAAAAACAUUGACAGUGGAAAUUGCUGUCAUAUAUAAAUAUGUCAAUAAAAUUUGGGCUUUUUUAUUUUAUGUUUUGUAAUUCAAAGGCUAUAAUGGUUAAAACUGCUGCCAUGGUUUUCUUUCUUCGUUUACUUCGAUGUUAUUCUGCAGAGGGCACUAGAGGGCGAUGCUGCCACAGAUUUUUCACAUCGUAAACCAGUGUGAUAUUUUACUCCAUUGCAGUAGUUAAGCGUAAACCUGGAUAAUGAAUUUCAUUUUAUUAUUUAAGGGUUUUUUUUCUUUUUUUUCAGCACUCAGGACCUUCAGGGCUGAGAAGCCAGAGUGAUCUAAUGAAUAUGUAUCUUCUUCAGUUGUAAUCUAUCCGUCGCUGACUGUAAAUAAAUGUUCCUGUUGAAAAA